AAUAAAUAAAACAGGAAAUGUACUUCGUACAAUACACGGUCAUAGAAGGAAACUCCACUGAGUUGACACUAUUUUUGAUUUAUCCAAUUCAAGGUUUUAAAGAAAUCAGUCACAAACAGCUUCUAUUAUAACGUCACGUUAUCGAGAGCGCCAUCGCUGUUCAUGCUUCGCUUGAUCAGUGUCGGGCGGUAGCGAACGUCGAGAAAUUCUAACUUCCUGUUGGAACGGAACUUUCUUCUGGAUUCUUACACGCAAUUGGAUUAAAAUCAUACAUGAUAUUGGAUUAAUAUUUGUGUCGAAUUUGGGAUUCUAAGGAUUCGAUCAUAAAAUGUAAAAGGUGAAAUUGGGAAAUACAGAGACACGCUCCACAGAUGAUCUUCCUCAGGAGGUGCAGACCUAGUUUUAGAAUUUCUCGAAGAUAUUGGAAAUGUGGGAUUCUAUUUUCAAUCGUGUAUGCUGUGAUUGAAGUGAUAAGGAUAUUUUUCGUUAAGAAUAUCACAAUCUGUGUGAUGCCGCCCCCAGUGACCACCACGCCCCCCACGACGCCGCGACCCCCUAACAACUACUCGUAUCCGCUGGAUGUGAACUUCAUCAAGUUGCUGGAAGACAUUGAAGCCAAUCGUCCGAUUGCUUUCGAACCAAUUAAUGUGCAUGGAUUUAACUACAUCUCAAAUCCGGAUAGUAUAUGCAAUGUGAAAAAUUUGCGAAAAACAAGGAAUCCGUUUUUCCUACUAAUUUUGAUUAAAAGUUCCAGGCAUAAUUUUCAUCUACGACAAAGUAUUAGGUGGAGCACGCGGCAUAAACGGUUUAGGAAGUGGAGAAAACGUGUUCGAAUAGUGUUCUUGUUGGGAUAUUCAUUCAAUGAAACCAACGAUGAGAUUUCUAAGGAGAGUGCUAUUUUCAAAGAUAUAGUACAAGAAGAUUUCUUAGACGCUUACCGAAAUUUAACUCACAAGACCAUAAUGGGAUACAGGUGGGCCACAAGGUAUUGUCCAGUAGCCACGCAUAUACUCUAUCAGGAUGACGACUUCCACUUCAACGUAGAGAACGUGUUUAGUUACCUUCAACAGCAUGACGACCCAGACUCCGUGUAUCUCGGAUAUUACAUUGAGGACUCGGAGCCGGAUAGGCACAAUACGAGUAAAUAUUACGUGUCAUUUGAGGUUUAUCCUAAUCGUUAUUAUCCGCCUUAUUUCCCCGGGGGUGCCUAUUUCAUCAGUAUGCACAUUGCUCAGAAGUUUGUGAAGGUUUUUCCGUACGUCAAACAUAUGGCUAUUGAUGACGUUUUCCUAGGAAUAGUGGCCUACAAGCUGAACAUCACGCUGCACAAUUCCGAUCUGAUAGCGUUUAAUGGAUGUCAGAAUUUCACGGAUAUUAUUUCUUGUAGGGGAUACUCCAGUGUAGACGAGGUUUUCACAGGUUGGAAAGACUUUAUUUCAGGCUUAGGGAUUUUCAAAAGUGCAUCAUUGAUGUUUUCCAUAGAAGACGCAUCUAGCACGGACUCAAAAUUACCUUCCAAAAUCGUAGGUCACUAAUGAUUAAGUCGUUACAGCUAUUCAGCAUUUUUCCUAUAACAAACGGAUCAUGAUCCCAUCUUCCAAGGUCAUUGGAGUCAUGACCUUUAGAACGAACGAGGGCGGUAUCUGUUCUUUCUUGAUUAACGUAACCGGUAGAUUAUAUAUUUACAACAAAAUCAUGAAAAUGGUAAGCAUUUACAAAAUUCCGAUAUAUUAUCCUCACCAUCGGAGUCUAAAGCUGAAUGAUAAAGCUAUUUUACUUUGAACAACAUUUUUGAUAACUCGGAAUCGACAGCAGUGUGAGUAAAACGUGUCACCCACCCGGAAUGACAGAUACCGCUUGAGUCGCUGUCCGUCGCUAAUGACGCUGCAGACGAGGGUUUCACUGAAUCCCGACGCGCUGUACCAACACUGAUGCUGCACUGAAUCCGGACGAGUUGUGUCAUCACUUCACUCGUCUGGGGAGGAACAUUAACCGCCAAAGUUAAGAUUAAGAAUUGAUGCUUUAUUUUUCAUUAGUGGGUACAUAUUUUUUUUGUUUUUGUUUUUGUGUUUGGUCGUACGAUUAUUAUGUCGAUCGAUAUUUGAAUGGCGAGGUUUUGAAAGUAAACUCAAUGACCUAUUCAAGUAUUUAGCAAAUUAGUUUCAAUGAAUUAUAAUUCUUAACCGUAUUUAAUAGUCCUGUGACACGUUUGACGCAUGAAUGGUGAGGUUUUGAAAUCAAUACCUAUGACCUGUCUGCGUUUUCAUAUUUUUUACACAAAUUAUUUUAUGUAUUAGUAUGAUAUCUUUAUAUGUGAACUGAUGAAUUACCGGGGAGAUUGCCAUCAUUGAUGUUUAAAUGGCGAGGUAUUUCACCUAUGACCCAUCUGUAUGUUUAGUCAAUUGGGGUGGAUGAUGUUCGAAAUGCUGAAAAGAAGUAUAUUAACUUGAACCGAUGUUGGCAUAUACAUGUAUUUAACUCAUUGUUAAAAGAUAAUUUCGAUGCUUGUCUGGAGAGAACGCUGAACAUACAUGACAAUCUCCCAAAAAAGAUAACUUUGGGCAGCUCUAGGCAUUUUAGAUAGGAGUUUUAUAGGUUUAAUAAUUAUUUGCGUGAUGUAUUUAUAAAAGUUAAAUGACCUGUGUGUUGUGGUGGCAAAAUGUCAAAUGUAGCUGUAGUGCAAAAUUGGAGAGCGCUGCGAGUACGCAUAAUAGAAAAUAACAGUAACAUCCGCACCCUUGUGUUUGAUCCGCACCUUGACAGUGGCGGAUUUAGACGGGGCGCAGCCGCCCCCCCCCCCCCCCUAAAAUUUUCAAAUUUAAGGUAAAUCGCGGUAUCUUGUUUCGGAAAAUGUACUAAACGAUAGAAAAAGCAAUGAAUAAAUGAUAAAAUCCUUUGAUUUCUUGAAUUACUUUAUUGAGAGAACCUAAUUUUUCCCAAAACCCCCUUAAAGUUUGGGUUAUUUUAUUAAUUUCACCUUAUUAAAAUGAUAGAAAAUAGUAGAAAUGACUUAAUAGGAGAAAUAUUUCAAGCCCCAUAAAAUCCAGGAGUUUCCGGGGGCUUCCUGGACCCACAGCCUCAUAAAGUGGCAAACACAACAACCAUAUGAACCACAAUUCCUGGAUCCGCCCCUGCUUGGUGUUAGUUUCUGAACGUAGUGAAGGAUACUCUUUCGGAUUUUAUCUUAUAUGAAGCUAGUCUGAUUAUACAUAUUAUAGAUAUAUGAUUACAAGCACUGUAAAUUUUAUAUACGCAUGAUAAUCAGUAAUUUUAAUUAGUACAGCCUUAAAAAGGUCCUAAAGAUGGAGGUCAGUUGCACCAUCUGAAGCAAGCGUGAUUUAUGCUGUAUCAUCAAAGUCACCAUUCCAUGCAAGUUUCUUCACUUUAGAAUGCAAUUUAGGACACUUAUGUAACAUGCCCAAGUGUACAUACGUCGUCAUCCACGCAUGUGUAAAUGGCAUCGCUGUCAAAGAAGACCCCCCCCCCCCCCAAUACAUGUUACAUAUCUUUCUGAAAUAUAUACAGGUACAGCAUUCUUGAAUUGAGAAUACCUGGAUACUCAUCUGAAGACUAUAUAUGAGGCAUGGUAGAUGUUAUACAAAUACAUAUAAGUCUAGAUGAGGAUUGCAAGUUUAGAAAUAUCACUAAAUAUUGAGCGAUUGUACAUGCAGUUUUCCGUAUUGUGCAAUACAAACAGUAUUACAGGCACUCACUAGUAGGUGCAAUCAACAUUAUGCACAAAAUUGUAGGAUAUAAUGCUAUUCAUUUAAAGUAUAGGAGGUAGUAACAAUAAAAACGUUAGCUUUUAAAAGGUAUUUUCCGACUACUAGCCAUAUGUGGGAAAAGAGGAAAUAUUGCCCUACAAGAACGUCUGCUUGCUUUUAAUCGAUGGGAUGUACAUGUACAGCGUUCAACGAAAUCAAUGGUCUGAAAUUGUGACCGACACAGCUGUGACAUCAACAUCGUCUCCUCCGCGGGGGUUAGUAAAAGUUCAGAUAUCAAUUAGGUAGUUUCUAUGCAUAGGUGAUAUUUAUGCAAAUUAAUCAGAGUCAGUUUUUAAGACAAGGAGUAGAUUUAGAUGAAGAUUUCUUUGAACCAUGCGCUUGGUUUUCUUUUCACCCACGUGCAGAUUCUACAACACUAUAUUUAUUUUGUGUUGACCUUGGAAUAAUUAACCCACUACAAAAGGAAGAGAUAGAAAUGAAUUUUCUAACACAAAAUUUACCGACUUUAAUUCAAGUCAAUCAAUAUCAACAAGAAUGUUGAUACUGUUUCAGGCAACCCCCUUUUUGGUUGAAAAUUAUAAACAAAUAUGUCAUUAGCCAUAUUGGGGUCUUCACUCCCUCUCAGCGCCUCCUUUUUAGGGGAAGGGGCAGAAAGUGUACCAAAUUGGGUCGUACUUCCCUCCCCCCUUUGAAAAUUUCAGGAUCCGCCCCUGGGUUAUAAUAUUGAUGAACGAAGUCACGUGUAGUGUGUGUCGCUGAAAUUGUUUUAAAUAUUGAAAUGUAGACAAAUUCCCAAACUUUUCAUCCGUCCAAUUUUAUGAGUUCAGGUAUCGGAGUGAAUUCUGCAAUAUUAUUCAUUAUCGACUUCUUUGCUGCGUACAUGUGGGUAUGCACUUUUGUGAUAGUUUGUUUUUCAUACAAUGAAUUCUAAACCACUUGGAGGGCCUUUUUAUACUAAGCUAUAAUGCUUUAAAAUCAUUUAUGUUAACAAAGCAAUAAUCCUUAAAUUGUGUGAAAUACAUUUAUUAGUAUUUAGUGUACACUUGUACAUAUCAAGACAGUGGCGGAUCUAGAGGGGAGUUUUGGAGGCUGCAACCAAUCCCUCCCUCCCCCUCCCCCCCCCCCCCCCCCCACCACCACUUUUGUUUGCAAAUUUAAAACCAAAAAUGGUAUCUUUUUGUCAUUUGGACUCUUCGCCCCCCCCCCACCCCCUUUUCAAAAGGAGUAGUAGAAACCUGGGUCACACAUCCCUUUGAAAGAUGUCUGGAUCCGCCACUGCAUGAUAUUUAUAUAAAUGAGAGUCUCGACAUGCUUGUGAUAAUCCAUAUAGAUGUGUAUGUAAGUACAGAGGCAUUUAUUUUCACGUGUGGAUGAUGAAUGUAUGGAAAUGAAGGUUUUUAUUUAUUGCAUUGUUCAAUGUAUAACUAGAGAUGAUGUUAUUCAUGAACUGCGUGUGUGUCGGCGGACAUGUUUUGUAUGAAUGGAAGGCUCAUGGGGUGACUAGUCUGCACAUUAUUAUUUGCACAUUAUUAUUUCAGAGAGAGAGAGAGGGUUAUGAAUUCCAUUCGCCCAGUAAGACUACAAUGUGUAAUCGGACUGUUAUGUUGCUUUUUAUUAUAUGUUUUAAGAUUUAUAUUUUUUCAUAAAAUCAUAUCUAUAUUAUGCUCAAAGCCUUAGAUAAAUUCUUUUUUACGGAU
Molecule: messenger RNA, 5422 nt
Organism: Ostrea edulis (European flat oyster)
Lineage: Eukaryota; Metazoa; Mollusca; Bivalvia; Ostreida; Ostreidae
Product: beta-1,3-galactosyltransferase 5-like
Exons: 3
Coding region: 372-1535 (387 amino acids)
Cellular component (GO): membrane
Molecular function (GO): UDP-glycosyltransferase activity; hexosyltransferase activity
Source: RefSeq, a predicted model, not a curated record